UUGCUGGAUUUGAAAACCAAACAUUUGUGGAGUGGUAAGUUCACAGAACUCAAGAGCAAAUUAGAAGAGUUGGACGCCCAGAAAAGAAUGCACGUUACGCUGCACAAGUGGACGGCUCUAAAAGGCAUGCCGCGAGUUGAGGCACUUAUAUUUGACGCAUGGAAAAAGUCUUCCACAAUGCUACAUUGA
Molecule: messenger RNA, 189 nt
Organism: Lymnaea stagnalis (great pond snail)
Lineage: Eukaryota; Metazoa; Mollusca; Gastropoda; Lymnaeidae
Source: the annotation of a GenBank genome assembly